Chlorella variabilis is the source of this 3141-nucleotide messenger RNA. RefSeq lists its product as hypothetical. Gene Ontology annotation, molecular function: microtubule binding; actin binding. The transcript has 10 exons. Gene Ontology annotation, cellular component: cytoplasm; actin filament. The record is from RefSeq and is a predicted model, not a curated record. Bases 1 to 3141 code for a protein of 1046 amino acids. NCBI's taxonomy places the organism in Eukaryota, Viridiplantae, Chlorophyta, Trebouxiophyceae, Chlorellales, Chlorellaceae. Gene Ontology annotation, biological process: actin filament polymerization.
AUGUUGGGAGCUCCAGCCAGGCAGCGCCGCAUGGUGUCGCUGGGCAAGGUGGCCGCGCCCAAGCCCAUCAACUUGCCCAGCCAGAAGAAGGAGAACAACGGCAAUGAUCCCACUGUGAACCUAAUCAGCAAGGGCAGCGGGUGGGGCACCGCCAGCGGCGGCUAUGGCGGCGGCGACGACGCCUCCGCCUCCAAGCAGCACGCUCCGGAGCGCGCGAUUCCGGCCCAGCCGACGCCUGCAUGGGGCGGCGCGGGGCUCCCCGAGGAGCGCAAGAAGCAGGUGGAGAUGGCCAGCCAGCAGGAGUUCCCGGUGCUGGGCACCGAGCGAGGGCAGGGGCACGAGGGCGGGCACGGGCGCAUGGGGCACCCCUACGGCGACGACCCGCACCGCCGCCCCUGGGACGCGGACGAGCGCAGCUACGCAGGCCCGCCAGAGGAUGGGCCGUACCGCGGCCGGUACUACGACCGCGAGCGCUUCGACCGCUUUGACCGCCCGUUGCCGUACGACCGCCACUUUGAGCGCGGACCGCCGCGUUACGAUGGGCCACCGGAGGGCAAGCCGGGUUCUGAGCGUGUGCAGUUUGGGCGGUGGCUUGCAGGCCCGUAUGAGCGGGAGCGGUACGAGCGGCACGGCCCGCCGCCUGGCGACCGCGACAGGUACGCCCCGCCACGCCACUAUCCACCCCCAGAGUUUGAGGAGGGCUACGGGCCGCCGCGCAGGGCCUAUUAUGAUGGUCCUCCAGAUGAGCGGGAGUACGGCUACCACCAGCGCCACUCGUAUGACCGCGACGCGCCACCGCCCCACAGGGGCCCGCCGCAGCGGGGGCCCUACCCCCGGGAUGAGCGCGAGUGGGUCGAGCACCAGCGUGGCGGGCCGCCCGAGCCGCAGGCGCCGCUGCAGCGCCCGCCCCAGAGCACCACCCACCCAGACGUGCCGUACGGCAUGCGGCCGCCCCCCCCACCGCCGCCUCCGCCGCGGCGGCCGCAGGGCGAGGGCGCCCCCGCCCUGGAGCGCAGCGCCAGCCUGGCCAGCAGCGCGUCCAGCGCGCAGCAGAGCGACAGCACCCUGGCCAGCAGCAGGCUGGCCACGCUGGGCAGCUCCAUGCCGCGCAGCGAGCCCGGCAGCCUGGCGGAUGCGGCGGAGGUGCAGCAGCGGCAGCAGCUGGAGCGGCAGGAGGCGGCGGCCGCCGCCGCCGCCGCGGAGCAGCAGCACCACCACCACGCCCAGCAGCAGCAGCAGCAGCAGCAGCAGCAGCAGCGCCUGGCGCCCAGCCCGCGCGCCGCACCCACCCGCAUCUUGAAGCGCGACCCCGCGGCGGCGGCGGCGGCGGCGGCGGCGCCAGAGGCCGCCAACGGCCUGUCCCAGCUGCAUGCCGGGGCCGGCCAGCAGCAGGCGCCGGGCGUGCUGGCGCGCCCACGCCAGCCGCGCCCGGCCCAGCCUCCCGUCAACCUGCCCUCUCAGGCCGACAUCAUGGACCACCUGACCUCGCCGCCGCAGCAGCAUGCGAUGGGCAUGCCCGCUGCGCCGCCGGGCCCGCACCAGCAGCAGCAGCAGCAGCCCGGCACGCACGGCGGCGGCGGUGGCGCGGUGGCCGCCAUUGCGCGCAGCAUGCUGCCGCACGGGCCCAUCGCGCCCGGCAUGCCGGUGCCUGGGGCGGGCCCGCCGCACCACCACCACCACGCGCAGCACCAGCCCGUGUCGGUGAUGGCCAGCUUUGGGGGCCCUGCGGGGGCUGCCGUGGUGCGGGGGCAGGCGGUGCAGCAGCAGCAGCAGCAGCACUCAGCCGUGGUGCUGGGCCACCCUCUCCUGGCAGCCCAGCAGCGGCCGGGGGUGCCACCCCCUUCACCUGUCAUGGCCUUUGGGGUGGGGGCGAUGCAGCAGCAGCAGCAGCAGCAGCAGCAGGCGCAGCAGCAGGCGCAGUUUGGGGGCGGCCCGCCCCUCCGCUCGCCCCACGCGCAGCCCCCGGUGCGCUACGGCGCGCCGGUGCAGGCGCCGCCGCCGCGGCAGCAGCAGCUGGUUCAGUUUGGUGCCAUCCAGCUGCCCACCGCCAUUGACGGCAGCGUGGAGGCUGAGGUGUCGCCAGCUGGCUCCAGCGGGGCGCCCGCCAUGUCAGCAGAGGCCCAGCACGCCUACAUGCAGCACAAGGCCGCCGAGCGCGCCCGCCUCCUGCAGGAGCAGCAGCAGGCGGGCAUGCGCCGGCAAGAGGUGCCAGCCAGGCGCAGCGGCCCCGACGUCGUGCCCAUCGUGUCGCCGCCGCCGCCGCCGCCGCCGCCGCCUCGCGGCGCCGGGCCGCCGCCGCCGGCAGGAGGCAGGGGCGGGCGUGGCAGGGGGCGGGGCGGCGGCGCGCAGCAGGCGGCGUUCGCCCUCGCACCCUCAAUCGGCGCCGGCGAGGGCAACGGCAGCACGCCUGCGUCGGAGCAGGGAGGCAAGCCCAAGCGCCCGCGUGGCGGCCGCAAGCUCAAGGCGCCCGCAGGCGGCGAGGAGGGCGCGGCGGCCGCGCCGGCGCCGGCGCCGGGCCCCACCCCCGCCAUGGCUGCCGCGGAAGGCGGCGCGGGCGGCAAGCGAGCGGUGCUGGUGGUGCCCAAGCGCAAGCCGCCGCAGGCAGCGGCAGAGGGUGGAGCAGCAUCGGGGCCCGCGGCAGGCUCAGCGCCGCCGCCUGGCCUGGGCGGCCCGCCAGGGGGCAAGAAGGCAGGAGGUGGCAAGCCGCCGCCGGGCCUCAGCAAGGGUGGCAGCGGCGCCGCCGCCGCCGCAUCCGCCCCGGCAGCCGAGGGCGAGGGUGGCGCGGCCUCAGAGGCCAACGGAUCGGCGGCAGGCGCCAAGCCGCGCAAGCCCCGCGGCAGCCGCGGCAAGGGCGGCAAGAGCGGAUCGCCCGGGGCCGAGGGCGGCGAGGCAGGGCCCGGCGCAGCGCCAGCAGAGGCGUCUGCCGCCGCCGCCGCUGCAGGCAACGGCGUGGCUACCCCCGGAGCGGACGGGGAGCCGCCUGCGGCCGCGGGCGGCAGCAAGGGCAGGGGGCGCGGGCGCAGCGGUCGCGGCAGCGGCGGGCGUGGCGGCGGCGCCCCCGGCGGCCGCCUCGGCAUCCAGGCGCUGUCUGCCGCCAUCCGCGGCGGCACACCCACCGGCGGCGAGCCCGCGGCGGCCUGA